UCUAGUGCUCUUGGCAGUUCCUGUUAUGUUCGAGUCUAGAAGUCACAGUUUGUUCUUUCUUUUCGGGAACCAUCGACCGGUUUAUUGGUUUAUUAUUGACGUGACUGAUACACAGGCUGCUGAAUGGAUAAAUAAAAUGAAUGGAUCUGAACAUGAUGAAGUAUUGGAAGUAGAACCAGAAGCUCGGCCAGAAAGGCUUGGACUCGGAGCAAAGGUUCCGCGCCAAUCGAAAGUUGGACUCUCUAAUGACCCGGUUGCGAGAAAACUAUCUUCCAAGUGGGGUGCUGGAAAAAGAAAAGCGUCCAAGAACAAGAACUCCACUACCCCUUCUUGUAAAGAUCUGGUUGAAGAAGAUGACGGUGACGAGGAUUUAGAUAGCCGAAGCAGUGCAUUUUCUAGGAAGAGAGCCGGUCCUCCGACUUCACAAUUACAGGACCAUGCUUUCCCAUGGCAUUUGACAGCAUUUUAG
Molecule: messenger RNA, 469 nt
Organism: Hibiscus syriacus
Lineage: Eukaryota; Viridiplantae; Streptophyta; Magnoliopsida; Malvales; Malvaceae
Exons: 3
Coding region: 26-469 (147 amino acids)
Source: RefSeq, a predicted model, not a curated record